GAGAGAGAGACAAGGAGGGAGUCCGUCCACUUGUACAAUUUUUAAACGACAAAUACGUUCAAGGCUUUAAGCCUCAACGUGAAUCCCUCCACCAACCCUCAACUCCAACCCCAACCCAACCAAAAAAUUGGACUUCAACAAUAUGCUCCGAUGCGCGGACCAUGUGGUGUUUGCAAGACUAAUAGCAUCAAAAGGAGGGAGCACUGCUACUGAAAUCCUGGGCCACUGAGCAGUGUAAAAAUGAAGCCCCACAUUCACCGUUCCACUGACUUCAGCUCAAGACCACUUCUCCACUUUAAUACUCAGAAGAGGAGGAGUCCUGUACCCCGUCGUUGCGUCUUCCCUGAUGAAAUUUCAUUCAACAGCCGCCAGCUUCGCGCUUUCAGGCUGGAGCAUGGCCACGUCGGAGUCUCCGUCCGUUGUCGUCAAAUUCCGGUGGACCAUGGCGAAUAUUCUGGGCCUAGAAGGCGUGAUGUUCUUGUCGCGCCUCUCCUGGCUGUUGGCGCCUGCGUUCUACGGUCGGCAGUGGCCAGAGCGGAUGAGAAGCCUCCGGAGGUAGCUCCCACUGCGACUGUUACGCCAGAAGCGCAGCUGGAGGCGCCCGUGGAGGAGGUGAUUAAUUCGAGGAUUUACGAUGCGACAGUGAUGGGAGAGCCGUUGGCGGUUGGGAAAGAUAAGACGAAGGUAUGGGAAAAGGUGAUGAAUGCUAGGAUAGUUUAUUUAGGUGAAGCUGAGCAGGUGCCUGUUCGCGACGAUAGGGAAUUGGAGCUGGAGAUUGUGAAGAAUUUGAAGAAAAGAUGUGACGAGGCAGAGCGGCGGAUUUCCCUGGCUUUGGAUGCAUUUCCUUCUAACCUACAAGCUCUGCUCAAUGAAUAUUUGGAUAAAAAGUACUAUUUCCAUCUUUCAAUCAGUCUGUCUUACUGACUUUUGUUAGUCUGCUAGUUAUGAAACUCUGUACUGUGCGGAAGUGCUGUAAAUCAUUUGUGUUUGAGAUCCGUACAUUUGCUUUGAAGGUUUGUUAUGACGGGAGAGAGUGGAUCAAUUACACCUGUUCUAGCUACUAGCCUGCGUCGUUCAUCCUUUGAGAAUAUAAAAUGCCUAACUCGUGCGCUCUUUGUGAAGUAUGCUUGGUUUGUUAACUCUCCUGUACGCGUUAUGAUUGAUGGAGAAACCCUCAAAUCUUUUCUUAGACACUGGCCUCCUGAGCGCUGGCAGGAAUAUGAACCUCUGAUCAGUUACUGCCGAGAUAAUGGAAUUCAGCUGGUUGCGUGUGGCAUUCCACUUGAGAUCUUAAGAACAGUUCAAGCUGAAGGAAUUCAUGGACUUUCUAAAGCUGAUCGGAAAAAGUUUGCGCCACCAGCCGGUUCAGGCUUUAUCUCGGGGUUUUCUUCAUUCUCACGCAGAUCACCAAUGGAUACAAAUUAUGCAUAUCAAUCUACUCCUUUUGGGCCAAGUUCAUAUUUAUCGCUACAGGCAAAAGUGGUUGAGGAUUAUACCAUGUCUCAAAUUAUCUCGGAAGCUGUGACAGAUGGUGGAGCUGUGACAGAUGGUGGAGCAACGGAUAUGCUAGUUGUAGUGACAGGUGCAAGCCACGUUACAUACGGAUCAAGAGGGACUGGACUACCUGCUAGGAUUUCAAGGAAGAUGCCAAAGAAAAAUCAAGUUGUCAUUCUGCUUGACCCUGAAAGACAGCAGAUACGGAGAGAGGGAGAAGUUCCUAUUGCUGAUUUCUUGUGGUAUUCUGCUGCGAGACCUUGCAGUCGGAACUGCUUUGAUCGUGCAGAAAUAGCCCGAGUGAUGAAUGCUGCUGGUAAAAAGCGCGAUGCAUUACCCCAGGACCUUCAGAAAGGACUUGAUCUUGGUCUGGUAUCUCCAGAAGUGCUACAGAACUUUUUUGAUCUAGAGAAAUAUCCUGUUAUUUCAGACUUGAGUCAUCGUUUUCAGGGCUUUAGAGAGAGAUUAUUAGCAGACCCCAAAUUUCUGCAUAGAUUAGCUAUAGAAGAAGCUAUAUCGAUAACAACCACACUCCUGGCGCAGUAUGAAAGGCGUAAAGAAAAUUUUUUUUAUGAGCUUGAUUACGUCAUCACGGACACACUGAGGGGAUCGGUUGUUGACUUUUUCACAGUGUGGCUUCCUGCCCCGACACUCUCAUUCCUUUCAGUUUCUGAUGGUUUUAGUGGACCUGAUCGCAUGGAAGCAUUAAAAGGUCUUCUUGGUUCUAUCCCAGAUAAUGCUUUUCAGAGAAGUCCAGCUGGGAAGGACUGGAAUUUGAUUCAUAGAGUUGCUUCAGUACUUAUUGGUGGUCUGAAACUAGCAGGAGUUGGAUUCAUAUCUAGCAUAGGAGCUGUAGCUUCAUCGAACGUUGUAUAUGCAAUGCGGAAAGUACUAAAUCCUGCCCUUGCUGUCAAACAUCCAAUUAAACGCUCACCAAUACUGAAAACAGCAGUUGUAUAUGCAUGCUUUCUUGGAACAUCAGCGAAUCUCCGAUAUCAGGUUAUUGCAGGGCUAGUGGAGCAUCGGAUUUCAGACAAAUUUAGUGAUCAAGCAUUUCUUGUAAAUAUGCUAUCUUUUGUUGUUCGAACGAUCAACUCCUACUGGGGAACCCAGCAAUGGGUUGAUCUAGCUAGAUUCACGGGACUUCAGGCUCAGAAGAAUGAAAAGGUUUCAUCUGAGACAUCAGAUUCUCCUGAACCUGCUGCAUUGGAAUGUAAUGCUCCAGAAGAUGCCAACAUUGAUGAAAUCAACGAGCAAUAGAUGGAAACCCACAACAGCCCACUGCAUGGGCUUCUUAUACAACCUUAAAGAAAUGAGUUUCAAUAUUUCCAUCGUUUUGCUUCCAGACCAAGAGUAUCUGGCGCAUCUAUUAGAGUUUUGCACUUCAUAAAAUUCAAUAUAGGGCGAGUGGGAAGAACUUCUUUUCAUGGAUUGUGCUGUUUAUUGGUGCUCCAUUGUUGAAAAUACCCGCAAAAAAAAGAAAAAGCCAGAGAAAAGUGGGAGGAUUGAAACUAUAAUUUUACUUAUAAUAUAUAGGGCAACCUUUAUAUCACAA
Molecule: messenger RNA, 3049 nt
Organism: Coffea arabica (coffee)
Lineage: Eukaryota; Viridiplantae; Streptophyta; Magnoliopsida; Gentianales; Rubiaceae
Product: protein RETICULATA-RELATED 6, chloroplastic-like
Source: RefSeq, a predicted model, not a curated record